AUGGAUGUUGCUGAAGUUAGGAAAAGCAAUGCUGCUGAUAAUGAUGAUUCAAUGUUGGUUAUUAAAGUGGACAACGAUGAAGAGUCAAAUAAAUCAAAAAAUAGACCGAAGAAAACAAUCAACAUUAAGAUUCAGCAGAAUGAUAAAUUGAAAGAAGAAAAUGCACGACUCAAGAAAAUUAUAAACAAAAAAAAUCAAACAAUUAAACAAAGCAGAAAAGAAAAUUUAGACCUUCAACAAAAAAUUGAACAAUUACUCCUUAAACAAAAUUGUAACCAACAAACAAUUGGACAUGAAUAUUUGCUCCUAAAUCAAGAAAAUGAACGAAUCAAAAAAGAUAAAGUCGCAAAAACAAUUGAUCGAGUAAACUCAGGACUUUCAAACUGUAUCAUAAGGAAUCAAACUUUAAAAGAAAGAAAAAUUUUGGCAAAUAUAGAGAUAAAAAGACUUUUAGAAAAAUUGAACUCAAUCAAUCCAUCAUUAGUCAACGAAUGGAAUCAAUACUUUGAAAACAGUAGUAUUGAAA
This is a messenger RNA of Racocetra fulgida, 526 nucleotides long. The record is from the annotation of a GenBank genome assembly. NCBI's taxonomy places the organism in Eukaryota, Fungi, Glomeromycota, Glomeromycetes, Diversisporales, Gigasporaceae.